Candidozyma duobushaemuli is the source of this 996-nucleotide messenger RNA. RefSeq names its product tRNA-5-taurinomethyluridine 2-sulfurtransferase. Gene Ontology annotation, molecular function: sulfurtransferase activity. Lineage: Eukaryota; Fungi; Ascomycota; Pichiomycetes; Serinales; Metschnikowiaceae. Gene Ontology annotation, cellular component: mitochondrion. Bases 1 to 996 code for a protein of 331 amino acids. The record is from RefSeq and is a predicted model, not a curated record. Gene Ontology annotation, biological process: tRNA wobble position uridine thiolation. The transcript has a single exon.
AUGGCCAACUGGUCACAACUGGCAAAAUGCACCGAGGGAGAAUGGGCUGCUGUUCAGAAAGUAUGCGAGCAGUUGCAAAUGCCCUGUGAACGAGUGAACUUUGAAAAAGAAUACUGGGCUGAUGUGUUUCAGCCUAUGAUAGAUAUGUAUGAGCAGGGACUCACGCCAAACCCGGACUUAGGGUGCAACAAGUUUAUCAAGUUCGGAAAGAUGAUAGAGCAUUUGGCUGCAAAGUAUGAUGGUACCGAGCUGAAGUGGUGGUUAGCCACCGGCCAUUAUGCCAGAGUUGAGAAGGCGUCGAACCAUUUCAAUCUUCAUAGAGCUUACGACGGAAACAAAGAUCAGUCUUACUACUUGGCCAGUAUACCGAGGUCUGUACUUCAUAGACUACUACUUCCCUUGGGUCACCACACAAAAGUUGAAGUGCGAAAGAUGGCGGCUGAUUUGGGUCUCUACACUGCUUCAAAGCCUGACUCUCAGGGCCUUUGCUUUGUGUCGCCAGAUCAUACAAAAUUCCGUCAUUUCUUGGAUGAAUUUAUACCCCCAAAGCCAGGCAACAUCAUAACAGAAGAUGGCAAAAUCUGGGGUAAGCAUCUGGGUAUUUGGCAUGCUACAAUUGGACAACGACUGGGGAUCUCAAUGCCUCAGGGCGAUCCCAAAUACAGCGGUGUUUGGUUUGUGAGUGAAAAAAGAAGAGAUACCAACGAAAUCGUCAUAGUCAAAGGUGGCGCCAACGAAAAUUUAUUUUCAAACAAACUAAAAACUUCUGGGUGGGUGUGGCUUCAAGGGAAGGUGCCAGAUGAUCUACAAAAUAUCAGCUUCCAAUAUAGAUCGCUUCAAGAUCCCAUUCCUAUCGAGGAAUUGACAGUUGAAGGUGACGAGAUCACAAUCACCGCCAAGACCAAGCAACGUGCGAUGGCACCGGGUCAAAGCAUUGUUGUAUACCAAGGAAAUCGUGUCUUGGGUAGUGGUGUGCUCUCUCAAACCUACAAAUAA